Xenopus laevis (African clawed frog) is the source of this 643-nucleotide messenger RNA. It is a transcript of the gene rps12.S, whose product is annotated as ribosomal protein S12 S homeolog. The transcript has 6 exons. Gene Ontology annotation, biological process: translation. Gene Ontology annotation, molecular function: structural constituent of ribosome. The record is from RefSeq and is a predicted model, not a curated record. NCBI's taxonomy places the organism in Eukaryota, Metazoa, Chordata, Amphibia, Anura, Pipidae. Bases 136 to 501 code for a protein of 121 amino acids. Gene Ontology annotation, cellular component: ribosome; cytoplasm.
GAUUUGACGCCUUACACCCACUCCUGAUCCAACGAUGGCCGAGGAAGGGUGCACGGUUAAGAUGGAUAGCUUUGUAAUGAUAGAAAUAAAGGAAUACGUGCCCUUUCCAAGUAGAGCAUUUCUGCUGGAGGUGUAAUGGAUGUAAACACUGCACUACAAGAGGUGCUUAAGACUGCUCUAAUACACGAUGGCCUCGCUCGAGGAAUUCGUGAAGCUGCCAAAGCUCUUGACAAGCGCCAAGCUCACCUGUGUGUUUUGGCUUCCAACUGUGACGAGCCAAUGUAUGUCAAGUUAGUUGAAGCCCUUUGUGCUGAGCACCAGAUCAAUCUUAUAAAGGUUGAUGACAACAAGAAACUUGGUGAAUGGGUUGGUCUCUGCAAAAUUGAUAGAGAAGGAAAACCCCGGAAAGUGGUUGGCUGCAGUUGUGUAGUUGUCAAGGAUUAUGGUAAGGAGUCUCAGGCAAAAGAUGUCAUAGAAGAAUACUUCAAGAUCAAGAAAUAAACAUCUUAAAUUACAAAGCUCAAACGGUUCACUCAGGAAAUCAGCCAAAUAGCCGAGCUUGCUGCAAAGUGUUUUAUUCACGACAUGUCCCACACUUAGUCACCUCUACAGAUUUGAUCUUAAAUAAAAUAAUUGAGCCUGA